Messenger RNA from Acaulospora morrowiae, 1134 nucleotides. The record is from the annotation of a GenBank genome assembly. NCBI's taxonomy places the organism in Eukaryota, Fungi, Glomeromycota, Glomeromycetes, Diversisporales, Acaulosporaceae.
AUGGGCAGCAAAAAGAAACGUACCCGGUUUAUACGCCAAAUGCAAUGGACUACAUUUGAAAAGGCAUACAAAGAACCAUCCAUUGUUCUUUACGUAAAUAAAUCACUAGAACCCUCCGAUGAAAUAACUAGAAUGAUAUUUAAAAUAUUAAAACGUCCACCAGAAGAUGUUGUCAUUCGCCAGUUGUCUGAAGAGAAUGAAUCGGACAUAAAUGCAGAAAACAACAAUAACAAGAAUAUUAUUGUUGCUGAUAAUAAUGACUGUCAAAAGAAUAGAAAUAUUGGGGAUAAUAAUGGCAACGAAGAUGACAGAGAAAACGGAAGUAGUUCUAACAAAAAAUACGAAAACAAUGGAAAAGAAGACGGUGGAGACGAUGGAGAUGGUCCUAAUGAAACAAAUGGUGUAAAUUUAAAUGGAUUUAUCAAAGCGAGCGCUUCCGCAAAUAUAAAAUUCGAGGAGAUUAUCCAAAAAGUCACAAUGCAGUUUAUUUUGCGAAUGAAGCACCCAGAUAAUAAAAGUGACAGACUGGAUAUUAUAGUCACUGAUAUAUCCAUUUCUGGUGGGAGAAUGUUGUCGAGUCAAUCAAAACCAAUCAAAGUCAUAGGAGUCAUAGGAUAUUACCCGAUCGAAGUUCAAGUUUCUUUUACUGCCAUUUCAAAAUUCUUAGAAGACAAAGACAGCAAUUUAAUUAAUUUUGCAAAUGAAUAUACCCCAAUUCAAAAUAUAAGUACACAAACGCAUACCAAAACCGAAAUUAUUAGUGAGAUGAAUGUUCCAAUUGUCACUAUAACAACUGUUGAAAGUGGUGGAACAAGGUUUUUAUGGGAACAUGCUUUAAAUAAUAAGGAAAAAAAAAUUCCCGGAUACUCUGCACCAACACAUAAAGCUGAUUUUGAGUAUGAAAAAGUUCUAGCGAAAGAAUUUGAAAUAAAGAUGGAAUUAGUUUUGGCGUCAGAAUUUAAGAGACGAUUUUUAAAAUCUCGGGUAAACAAACUUCCAGAAAAGCUGCGAUUUUCACUUUCUAUAACAAUAAAGGAAGAUAAAAUUCAUGAAAUAUUUAAGGGAAAUAGCGAGACAAAAUGUACCCAUCGGGAUCCCUUGAAGGCCAAUGAAAGUGAAUGGUUUCAAAGAUAA